AUGGCUUUAUCACGUCGUGUCACGUCUCCAGCUCAAGUUGCAGCCAUUGAAGCGUCAAUUGAUCGACACGAUUCCAAGAAAAAUCUCAUGGAAAUGCAGCACCAAAUGCUGCAAAAUGUCGAAAAGAUCAACGAUUGUGAACGUGUCAAGCUCCUGGAACAGAGUACACGCGCCUUUGAGAAUACUGCAAGCAGUCAUCGCCCAAGAUCAUUGCAACCUGUUCGUCUCCCGACCGACAAGACGACUGCCGCAUCUUCUACGGGUAUUGGAGGUAUUGACGAAGAGAAAGUUCGUGGUCGACUAACGGCAAGAGAUUUGAGGACGCUCUUGCGUCUUCACUAUGAACAGCCUGAGAAUUGGACGCAUCAAGUGCUGGCGGAUAAAUACGGUCUCGAUCUUUUCACUAUGCGUAGCAUUCUCAACAGUGUCGGUCCUCCCAAUGUUUUGCCACCAAAAGGAGCGUCGGAACAUCCACUUGGUGUGUGGUUUGAUACUCCCAUGUCAUCAACAAGGACACCAUCGUAA
Peronospora farinosa is the source of this 525-nucleotide messenger RNA. The record is from the annotation of a GenBank genome assembly. NCBI's taxonomy places the organism in Eukaryota, Oomycota, Peronosporomycetes, Peronosporales, Peronosporaceae.